UCCGCGACUGCAAAGAAGACUGGUAGUGUUUACCUGCUUUCUCAUGUGAAUGCAGCUACGGGAGCGUAUUGAUAAAAUAUUUUUUUUUUUAUUUAAAAAUUUUAAUAUUUAACCAACAAAAGUAUGUCUAAAGCUGCUCAACUCCAACAAACAGACCUGUACGGCUUAAUAGGCGUGGAUAUCGGCGCCAGUGACAAGGAGAUUAAAAGAGCAUACAGACUAAAGGCUUUGACAUGCCAUCCAGACAAGAACCCAGAUAACCCCAAAGCUGAACUAGGGAUUUUCAAGAAUUUACCCCUCAUCUUGGAUUUACUGACAACAUUUCAAUAUGCUUUCUUGACAGUUGAUUCUAUAGCCCGGUUACAAGAGGAAGGGUCAAGACAGCUUGAGGAGCAACAGAGACUAAUACGGGAACAGAUACAAAGAGAGCAAGAAGCAAGGCUAGGCAGUCAUGGCAAAAUGGGAGCUGACAGCAGUGUGACGCCAAAAUUGAAACUAAAAUGGAAGAGUACAAAACAUGAUAAGACCAAUGGUGGUUAUUCUUAUAGCCUUCUAGUUAAUCUUCUACAUAAGUAUGGUGAUGUUCUCAAUGUUAUAAUCUCAAAUAAGAAGAAUGGCAGUGCUAUAGUGGAGUUUGCCACACUGAAAGCAGCAACACUUGCAUUCAAGAAUGAAAGAGGCUUAGUGGAUAACCCAUUAAAGAUCUCUUGGCUGGAAGGACAGGUGACUUCAGAAGAAGCUAUUUCAACAAAGUCUGGACAGUUCAUACAUGGAACCAACCAGGGCUCGUUGUACAGUGAACGGGAUUACGAGAGUGUGGUGAUGAUGAAAAUGCGACAGGCUGAAGAGAGAAAGAAGCUUAUUGAGCAGAUGCAGAAGGAAGAUGAAGAUGAGCCUGACACUUAGCCUGCAGCAAGUCACCUCACUAGAGUUGGUUUUAGCUUUGGAAUAAAUGCUUUGUUUUCUAUUUA
This is a messenger RNA of Polypterus senegalus (gray bichir), 971 nucleotides long. It is a transcript of the gene dnajc17, whose product is annotated as DnaJ (Hsp40) homolog, subfamily C, member 17. The record is from RefSeq and is a predicted model, not a curated record. Gene Ontology annotation, cellular component: spliceosomal complex. Bases 124 to 906 code for a protein of 260 amino acids. Gene Ontology annotation, molecular function: nucleic acid binding. NCBI's taxonomy places the organism in Eukaryota, Metazoa, Chordata, Cladistia, Polypteriformes, Polypteridae. The transcript has 9 exons. Gene Ontology annotation, biological process: spliceosomal complex disassembly.